ACUGGCCGUCUUUGGGGCAGCGAGUUUAGGCAAUUUGCGUUGAGUUUUUCAUAGCGCUUGCUAGAUAUCAUGGCUGAAAGUCAAACGUUAGAAAGAGACCCUGAAUGGGAGAUCAAGCUGAGGCCCCUCUUUACAAAAGUUGCUGAGAGCUUGUUUCCUCGUCGCAAUCGGCUUUCUUCUUUUCUGUACAGCGCGGGUCUCCUUAGCGAAAAAGAAGAAGAAGAGUUUGCGCAGUCGGGAAAGGUAGAAUCAGAUCUGGCUAUGGACAUUUUACGUGUUCUUCGUAAACAAGGUUCUGGAUCAUUCAAUACAUUUUGUAAUGUACUCCUACAAGUUGGAGAUGGCGCAUUACGACGUGUAGAGAAGUUUCUUCGUUCAGGCGGGCAAGACAGAAAGCGUACACAUACAGCUGGAGAAGAAAGUUUAAGCAAAGCUUCACGUGGACAGAGCGAUCCAAAACAAGAUUCAGGGUGUUCGUCACAUGACGGCUUGUCUCAAGAAAUACCAACUGAAAAGUCUAUUCAGUUCUGGGUAAAAGACGAAUUAUUUGAAGAAUUUGAAAGACUUAAGCUAAAGGAACAACUAGCACAUGCACUUUCUGAAAGUCUUAGUGUACCAGAGAAUAAGAUUACAAGUUAUCGUGCACGGACACAGCUUCCUUACAACAAGAACAGCAAAAGGAUUCUUGUUGCCAACAAGGCCUUAAUUACAAUCAUCGUGUGUGGAGUUGAAGCAACGGAGAUUGAACAACAUGUCGACAUGAUUAUUAAUCUUCUCUGUGGAAAUACGGAUGUCAAGAAAUCAGAAGUAGAAAUUAUACAAGUUUGGCCAUCUAACAGUUGUUUACUAGUCAUUCGAUUACCAGGAUUGGCUAUGGUGCGUCUCAUGAUUGCUUUCUUACACCCGCAAAGCAGGCCAACGUUUCUUCAUCAACUUAUGAGCAUCUUGCCUAAGUCAACGUUUGAAGUUAAAUUUGGGUUUGCUUCACUUCCAUAUUUUUCAGCUUCACUUCCAUAUUUUUCAUCUGAAUCAUCAGUUUUGAGUGGAUUACCGCUAUUGCCUGCAAGACAAUCAUUCUAUGAAUUACAGUCAUUCCAUGAACUAUCGUCAUUGCCUGGAUCGAGGUAUCAUAGAUUGCCUUCAUCUACAACUAAAGAUCUUGGAAUGAAGACUCAUCAGUUUGUUGACUUUCAGCAAGCAGGGACGGCAAUGGAAAUGUUGGUGAUGAACCAGAGAACUUUGUCAUCAUUGUCAACGAUUGCUUCAAAAUCCAAGUGUAUUGAGAAACAGGUGGAUCGCACUUUUAGAAUUGUUGAUGAUUUAAGUGAUAAUCCAGACAAGCUUGAGAAUCAUUUGCAAGAUGUAACGUUUCGUAAAGAAUUCUUGGUUGAGAGCAACAAACGGAACAAGCUAACAUUGGAUGCACUCAUGAAUAACAGAAUUAUUCUUGCAUUGCAGGAUGAUUGUUCGAUUGCUGGUUGCUUUACUAGAAUGAAAGCGAGAGAGACAACUGUCACAAAAGAAGUAUAUGACAAGCUUGAUGUGAUUAGUGGUUGUCGGGAGGACAUAGAGUUGAAGUUAUCACAGAGACCACAAAUGGAACAGGUAGGUGCAUCCAUUUCCAAAUUGAUAGAAGCAUUGGAAACAAGAGUAGCUAAUGUGAAGCUUUUGAGGAAAAUGGCUAUAGAUCCAAAGCUUAGAAGGAGGCAAACAAUUGGUAGUUUGACAAACCCACUUUUACAGGUGUACGGUAACAGCUGA
Corticium candelabrum is the source of this 1761-nucleotide messenger RNA. RefSeq lists its product as uncharacterized. The transcript has 9 exons. NCBI's taxonomy places the organism in Eukaryota, Metazoa, Porifera, Homoscleromorpha, Homosclerophorida, Plakinidae. The record is from RefSeq and is a predicted model, not a curated record. Bases 70 to 1761 code for a protein of 563 amino acids.